Molecule: messenger RNA, 459 nt
Organism: Spodoptera exigua (beet armyworm)
Lineage: Eukaryota; Metazoa; Arthropoda; Insecta; Lepidoptera; Noctuidae
Source: the annotation of a GenBank genome assembly
UCUUGUCCACAACAAGAAACACAAACAAACCCAUCAAAAUGUGCAAACUGAUCAUCCUCGCUGCUCUCUUCGCCGUCGCGGCUGCUAAGCCCGGUAUCCACUCAGUGGCCUACUCUGCACCUCUGGUAGCGGCACCAGUGGCAGCCGCCUACACUGCCCCAGUAGCAGCAGCUUAUGCUGCCCCAGUGGCUGCCGCUUACACCGCCCCCGUGGCUGCUGCCUACACUGCUCCCGUAGCUGCUGCGUACACUGCCUACCCCAGCCCCUACGCCGCAGCCUACACUGCGUCAGUCGCUGCCUACAAUGCCUACUCCGCUCCUCUAGUCGCCGCUGCCUACAAAGCCCCAGUCCUGCUCAAGUGAAAACCUACCUCCAACAAAUCUAAGCCUGUAAAAAUGUAAAUACGAAUAAGUAGCAACAUGACAAUUUAAAAUUUACUCCGGAUUUUUCUUCCCAUCC